UACACUCGUGUCUCUGUCACUUUCUUUUUCUCUCUCCUCCUCCAAUCUUCCUCAGCCCAAACCGUCGUGAAAGCUUCAUACUGGUUCCCGGGGAGUGAAUUUCCGGUCACCGACAUUGACUCAUCUCUCUUCACUCACCUUUUCUGCGCUUUCGCUGAACUCAACUAUCAAAACGCGAGUUUUUUUACGAUAAGUAUACAACGAAACCCAUCCUCUGUUUUUCACAGCAACUCCACAAUGUCUUCGACAAAAAUAAUUUCGCUCAUUGUCUCUGUCACUUUCUCCUUCUCUCUCCUCCUCCAAUCUUCCUCGGCCCAAACCGUCGUGAAAGCUUCAUACUGGUUAUCGGGGAGUGAAUUUCCGGUCACCGAUAUCGACUCAUCUCUCUUCACUCACCUUUUCUGCGCUUUCGCUGACCUCGACUAUCAAACAAAUCAAGUCACUGUCUCUUCCGCGAACCAAGCCAAAUUCUCCACUUUUACACAAACCGUCCAACGGAGAAACCCUUCUGUUAAAACCCUUUUGUCUAUCGGCGGUGGAGACGCUAAUAAAACAGCGUUUGCGUCCAUGGCGAGUAACCCGAGCUCCAGGAAAUCGUUCAGUGAUUCGUCAAUCAGCCUUGCUAGGUCGUACGGCUUCCACGGCCUCGAUCUAGACUGGGAGACUCCGAAAAAUUCGGCAGAGAUGAGCGAUUUCGGGACGCUACUACAAGAAUGGCGAUCGGCGGUUGAGGCCGAGUCCACUAGCAGCGGUAAACCGCGUUUGCUAUUGACCGCUGCGGUUUGCUACUCCUCGAAUUGUGAUUCGGUACUGUACCCGGUUCAAGCCGUUUCCAACAGCUUGGAUUGGGUUAAUCUUAUGGCCUAUGAUUUCUAUGGACCGGGCUGGUCUAGAGUGACCGGUCCACCAGCCGCUCUGUAUGAUCCUUCAAACGCAGGACGAAGCGGGGACUCAGGCGUGAAGGAGUGGACUGAAGCAGGACUUCCGACAAAGAAAGCAGUUUUAGGGUUCCCAUACAAUGGCUGGUCCUGGACUCUCGCAAACGCCAACAGUAACGGCUAUGGCGCAGCCACCAAUGGACCAGCGAUAUCAAAGGAUGGUUCAAUCAGAUACAUUCAGUUAAAGAGUUGGAUAGUGGAGAACAAAGCGACCACGGUGCAUGAUGAUCAGAUGGUGGGAGACUAUUCCUACGCCGGGACGACUUGGAUCGGAUACGACAGUGAGAAGAGCAUCGUGACCAAAGUGAGAUACGCUAAGCAGAAGGGUUUGCUUGGUUACUUUUCUUGGCACGUUGGAAAUGACGAUGGUUCUGAACUCUCUCGUGCAGCGUCACAAGCCUGGGAUACUUAG
This is a messenger RNA of Thlaspi arvense, 1350 nucleotides long. The record is from the annotation of a GenBank genome assembly. Lineage: Eukaryota; Viridiplantae; Streptophyta; Magnoliopsida; Brassicales; Brassicaceae.